AUGAUCAAGCAUAGUUUAGAAGUAGAGGGCUUACUUGAUGCAGUGGACAUUGUUGGAACAGGUUGUGAUGGAGCAAACACAGUUAAAAUUUCGACUGGAGCUUCAAUACUUGCUGCAGCUUGUGGUACCAAAAUUGCAAAGCAAGGAAAUCGUUUAAGUUCUUCUGCAUGUGGAAGUGCCGAUGUAUUAGAAGAGUUGGGCAUAGUUAUCGACCUGGAACCUGAGGCAUAUGUAGAUAACAGUGGAACAAUUGAUUAUGGAGAGUUUGUAGCAGCCACUUUGCAUUUAAACAAAAUUGAGAGAGAAGAUCAUUUGUUCGCAACAUUUUCCUACUUCGAUAAAGAUGGAAGUGGCUACAUUACUCAAGACGAGCUUCAACACGCUUGCGAGGAGUUUGGUGUAGAGGACGUUCGGCUAGAAGAAAUUAUGCAAGAAGUUGAUCAGGAUAAUUAUUUGAUGUUGAAUUGGUCCACUGUUAAGAGUGCAAGUUCUUACUGA
Humulus lupulus (European hop) is the source of this 498-nucleotide messenger RNA. RefSeq names its product calcium-dependent protein kinase 17-like. Lineage: Eukaryota; Viridiplantae; Streptophyta; Magnoliopsida; Rosales; Cannabaceae. Gene Ontology annotation, biological process: L-tryptophan biosynthetic process. Gene Ontology annotation, molecular function: calcium ion binding; anthranilate phosphoribosyltransferase activity. The coding region runs from base 1 to 498 and encodes 165 amino acids. Gene Ontology annotation, cellular component: cytosol. The record is from RefSeq and is a predicted model, not a curated record. The transcript is spliced from 4 exons.